Molecule: messenger RNA, 303 nt
Organism: Homarus americanus (American lobster)
Lineage: Eukaryota; Metazoa; Arthropoda; Malacostraca; Decapoda; Nephropidae
Product: basic proline-rich protein-like
Exons: 1
Coding region: 1-303 (100 amino acids)
Source: RefSeq, a predicted model, not a curated record
AUGACCUUCCCAGGAGCAGCUGAGCCCCAGGGUUCAUCGCAGGGGCAGCCGAAUCUCCAGGGACCCGACCAGGGACAGAGACUGUCCCCAAGGACCCUCCCAAGGGUGGCGGAGGAUCCAGGGCCCCCCAUAGGAGCGACGAAACCCCCAGGGACCAUCCGAGGGGCAGUCGUACCUCCAGGUGCCCUCCCAGUGGCAGCUGCACCCCAAGGGACCCUCCCAGGAGCGGAGGAGUAUCCAGGGACCCUCCCAGAAGCGGUGCCCCACCCUGGGACGUUACCAUGGGUCCCCAGGGCCCUAUGA